UUUGUGACUCAUUGUGUCUGUGGCGAGGUGUUGGGAGGGCCUAGGUCUGUGUGCAGUGCCCUUCGGCCGGGUUGAACCCGGAGUCAGCCGUGCUUGCUCGCCCGUCGUCCUCAGGCCGCUCCGGAGACUCACGGAAUAGUGCAGGAACCAAUAGAAGACAGUUGCUAGGACCUGACCCUCUUGGACCCCACCAGUUCACUGAGCCUGAAUGAUGACUGCUGAGUCAAGGGAAGCCACGGGUCUAUCCCCACAGGCUGCACAGGAGAAAGAUGGUAUAGUCAUUGUGAAGGUAGAAGAAGAAGAUGAAGAAGACCACAUGUGGGGGCAGGACUCUAGCCUUCAGGAGACACCACCACCCGACCCAGAGGUAUUCCGCCAACGCUUCAGGCGCUUCUGUUACCAGAACACUUUUGGGCCUCGAGAAGCUUUGAAUCGACUAAAGGAACUUUGUCAUCAAUGGCUUCGACCAGAAGUCAACAGCAAGGAACAAAUCUUGGAGCUGUUAGUACUGGAGCAGUUCCUGUCCAUCCUGCCUAAAGAGCUGCAAGUCUGGCUGCAGGAGUACCGGCCUGACAGUGGAGAGGAGGCCGUGACUCUUCUAGAAGACUUGGAACUUGAUCUAUCGGGACAGCAGGUCCCAGGUCAGGUUCAUGGGCCUGAGAUGCUUGCCAGGGGUGUGGUGCCUCUGGAUCCAGUUCAGGAGUCCUCAAGCUUUGACCAUCAUGAAGCUGCCCAGUCUCAUUUCAAGCAUUCCUCUAGGAAGCCUUGUCUCUUAUCCCGAGCUCUCCCUGCCACCCACGUUCCUGCCCCUCAUCAUGAGGGGAAUCCCAGAGACCAGGCGAUGGCAUCUGCACUAUUGACCGCAGAUUCCCAGGCAAUGGUGAAGAUCGAGGAUAUGGCCGUGUCCCUCAUCCUGGAGGAAUGGGGAUGUCAGAACCUGGCUCGGAGGAAUCUCAAUAGGGACAGCAGGCAGAUGAAUUUGGGGAAUGUGUUUUCCCAGGGUUCUGAAAACAGGAAUGGGAAUGAGUCAACCUCAAAGGCUGAAAUCAAAGAAGAUUCCACUUCACAUGGGGAGAUAGCAGGAAGAUUCCAGAAGGAAUUUGGAGAGAAACGGGAACAGCAGGGCAGAAUAGCCGAAAGGCAACAGAAAAGUCCUGAAGAGAAAACUGGCAAAGAGAAGAAAGAGCCUGGGCCACUUACAGCCAAGGAAAAAAAGCCCAGCACAGGAGAGAGGGGCCCCAGGGAGAAGGGCAAAGGCUUGGGAAGAAGCUUCAGCCUGAGUGCCAACUUUAAUAACACCCCGGAAGAGGCUCCAUCGGGAGCAAAGACUCAUAGGUGUGAUGAGUGUGGGAAGUGUUUCACAAGAAGCUCAAGCCUUAUCCGCCAUAAAAUCAUCCACACUGGAGAGAAACCCUACGAAUGUAAUGAGUGUGGCAAAGCCUUCAGUCUCAAUUCAAACCUUGUCCUUCAUCAGCGAAUCCACACAGGAGAGAAACCUCAUGAAUGUAACGAGUGUGGCAAAGCCUUCAGUCAUAGCUCAAAUCUCAUCCUGCACCAGCGCAUCCACUCUGGAGAGAAGCCCUAUGAAUGUAAUGAGUGUGGCAAAGCCUUCAGCCAGAGCUCAGACCUCACGAAGCACCAGAGAAUCCACACAGGGGAGAAGCCCUAUGAAUGUAGCGAAUGUGGAAAAGCUUUCAACCGAAACUCAUACCUUAUUUUGCAUCGGAGAAUUCACACCCGAGAAAAGCCCUACAAGUGCACUAAGUGUGGCAAGGCCUUCACCCGGAGCUCGACCCUCACGCUGCACCAUAGAAUCCAUGCCAGAGAGAGAGCGUCAGAAUACAGCCCAGCCUCUCUGGAUGCCUUUGGAGCAUUCCUGAAAAGUUGUGUGUAAAGCAGGAGUGUGUCAUCAAGCCAUUCCCCCACCCCUUUUAUGUCAGACCUAUGUGUCCAUCGAGGGAAAAGUAAUAGCACCAUCAAAUUGUUUGAGAAGUCACACUUCAGGAUCCCUAAGAGUUACAUCAACCUUGUCCUGCCUCCAGGUAGUCUGUAGGCUUGUAAUUCUUAAAGUCCUUAAAAGGGAAAGCUGGCCGUGUGGAUAUUCUUGCACUCAAGAUAAAAGCACACACCGUAAACCGUCAACCUUUCUAGUAAUGGGUAUACUUUUAAGGUUUGCUUCCCAGCAACCACACCAUGUAGUUAAUGAGUCAAGAUUAGCUCUGUGAAUAUUAUACUGAAGUUAAGAAGCCACUUGCUGCAAACAAACCCUAAUUAGACAACCUGUAUUUCUCAAUGAAGAGAGAUAGUACAAAAACUACAUUGGGACAUGCUGCUGGAGCAAGUUAUAUAUCCAGAAAGCUGUGUAUCUGAUCACUGGUAGCCUGCCAAAGCUAUAGAAAUCUAGGACUGUGCUGGUCAGAAUCAAACCAAAGAUUUCUAUCUCUUUCUAAAAGGGCAUAUGCACCAGUUUGCAGUUCCAAGGACUGUAACAAAUAUGGAUGGGCCUGCCCUCAUGAGUGAGAUCAGUCCUACUGAAAUAGCAACAAUUCAAGAUGCUUCUCUUCCUCUUCAACAUCCCUAAAGCACUCUAGCACUCCUAAAUGCACUCUCCACAAAUUAGCACUUGAUUGUAUACCAUCUUUUAAUCCUUCAUCAUCCAGUGUUGGAAGCUUUUAUCAAUCUCCACUCCCCCAAAAAGAUGCUUCAGUUGUCAAGAAAUAUAGUUAUGUUCCAGACAGCACAGCACUGGAUGUAGUACUAAACACACGAGGCACUCCUUAGGAUGGACUUCUAACAGCACUAUCAUAUUUGUGACAGAGUCUGUGAGUCAUGUGAGUACCUGAACUAUGGUACCUUCAGACCUAUAGGCCAUGCUAUAACGUAUUCUGGUGUCAAUGUUAUUUUUGUCCUAAGUAUAAACAAAAGCUUGGUUAGCUACCUGCAGAGACUGCAAAUAUGGAUCAGUAAGUAAGUACCAUAGAGUAUGAGAAAUGAUUCUUGUCAUCCACUUACAGAAGACAACUAUGAACACUAACUAUGAAGUUUUGUUUGUGUAAUAUCAUUCCACAGCAAAGCUCUUGUUCUUGGCCAGAGUGCUUUUCUUUUCAGUUAGCUGCUGAAUAGUGGUGUUUUGAGCACUUGCUGAGUUGUUCAACACUUAGCUAAUGCUGUUCAAAAGAUGUGAUUUUUGUUCUUUUGUUUGAUUUUUUUAAAGUGGGUUUUUAAAUUUGUUUGUUUUAUUUUGUUUAUUUCUCAGAGAAAGGGAAAGUUAAAGGGAGCAUUUUUUUCCCCACAGUUAACCAGAAACUUGUAGAAGCAUCUGUCAUCAGUAGCUGGCAGGAACUUAAGAUGUCCUGUUGCUCUGAGAAGUUCACCACCACACUGGUGUGGUUGGUUGUGCCAUUGUAUUUAAUAGCACAUGGUGUCUUUUCUAUUUCUCAUGAAAGACUAAAGUGAGGUAGUGAGGUUAGGGGACUUUAACCUUUCCUGUCAUCUCUGCAGGUGGCUUCCCAGAAGCUCUUGAUAGAGACGUAACACAUACAGAAGACCCCAAGUGUCAAACUAAGCAGGUGUUGGGGGCUUGAACAGACAGCUUUAUUCAAGGAAACAUUGAGAUAGUGUGGACAGCCCGACAGAACCCUAGAAACAUAAGCUAAAGACAAACUUGAAGACUGUUGACAUGGACACCCCACAUUAUGGUUUGAGAUUUCCCCUCAAGAAACAAGUUGCACCAGUUGUUUGCUGACCAGCAGCAAAAGUUGGUGAGACACAAUAGCAGCAGGUUGGCACCUGUGGCCUCUGCUCCAAGUCAAACUAGAAUCCUACAAGCAAUCACUGGUCCCUGUUUGACUAUAUUUCUUAGACCAAUCAUACAUCUCUGGCAGCAUCUGAGGUGUUUGCUUAGUGCUGCCUGUGAGUAUUCUAUCCACCUAGCUGAAAAUCAGCAGAGCUACUCUGAAGAUUGCACCUGAAUCACUUUCUGAAGUGAGGUGGAGGUAGAGAGAUGCUUUAAGGUUCUUCCUAAAGGACUGAGUCAUAUUGAUGGUGGACUUUUGUGUGAAAGCUCUGGCCUGUUUAAAAAAAAAAAAAGCAACUGAAAUAAGGUACAGGACUCCAGGAGAGCAUCCAGACACUGGUUUUGAUCCCAAGAAAGGACUUUGGUCAUUUCCCUGUUGGCUGCUUAUACACAGACAAUUAACCACAUGCUGAUGGACUUCAGCCAUUACUCUUUGUUCUUAAAUGAAAUUAAGACAGACCUGUGCUCCCAUCCCUCAUUUGAUUCCCAUUUUACUGAGACAUCUUACUGUUAGAUAGUCACUGACAUGGCUUCAGAUCUUCCACGGAUGUCCUGGAGGCAGCCAUCUGAAGAUACAUUUUACUUAGAAAGCAGACUAUAGGUGGUUAUCCAAAUUCCUUAGAUGCUCAGCAGUGUUACUGUGUCAUGGUCAAACAUGCUGACAUCUGUCGUUAGUGCUCAGGCUAGUUAACAAACAGCCUAAGUGCUUACUAGUUAACCAUCAGCAUGCCAGUUGACAUGAUGGAACUUUAAGACUUUUUAAAUGUACUUUAUGACAAAAGUCAGAUUCUUCAAGUUGUGAACUUUCUACUUCAGCCUGGCAGGCUAAGCAUAGAUGUGUGAGACUUUAUAUGUAAAGCACUUGAUAUUAAAGGCAUAAACGUGAGGCUGUUAAAUGUGUGUAGAGAGACUGACAUGUUGAAUAUGUGGGGCAGUCCAUGCCUUACAUACAUCAGAAUUGAUUCCAGAGUGAGACCUAGUCUGAGUGUGACGCCUGGCAAAGGUUACACUGUAAAUAAACUCUUUAUGUGAGGCCAGCUUCAUAGUACUCAUUGCUUUGGACAGGAAAUUCCCUUGGUCUGUCCCAGUCAUGCAGUAAGUUCCAGAAACUGCCAGAAGAGCUCAGUCGUAACUCCAGAUGAUCCACGGGAGAACCCAAGUGUGGGGAAUACUAAAGAAACAAUAAAAACGCCGGGCGGUGGCGGCACACGCCUUUAAUCCCAGCACUUGGGAGGCAGAGGCAGGCGGAUUUUUGAGUUUGAGGCCAGCCUGGUCUACAGAGUGAGUUCCAGGACAGCGAGGGCUGCACAGAGAAACCCUGUCUUGAAAAAAAAAGAAAAACAGUAAAAACGUACAACUUCUUACAAACUGUAAACAUUGAGUACCUCGAUGUAUUUUGUAAGGCCAUAAUGUUGGUGUGUCUUUGUACCUCACUCCUUCUGUCAUUCUUUAUAUUCCUCGUAAAUGUGUUCCAGUCCGUUGAACAGAGCCCAUCACUGGGGAGGGGGGAGAAAGUUAAGUUUUGGAGUAAUUUUCUGUGGUUAUAAACACGAUUAGGUCUCAGAACUAGGGGUGUGGAGGAAACUUGUUAAGUUGGUGCUUGACAAACCGAGAAAAGUCUGUGAAAAGAGCUCAGUAGAACACUAAAGUGGAAUAACUGUACAUGCCCCUUCCAAGCUGCCUGGUCUCUGUCACUCAAAGGGAAUGGGCGGGCUCUGGCUUGGAGGUGAACUGAGGGACCUCCGUUAAUAUAUUUGGGGGAGAUAUAUAAUCAACAGAGGCCAGGGAGUAUACUAGAAAAGCUAGUUUGCCCAGAUUCUGUGAACCAUGAAUUCUGUGAACCAUAGUUCUGUUUUUCCACUCAUAAAUCCUCUAUGCUUAGACAGACAGGGACUGUCCAGGAAACACUGGAGGUCUCGCAGGGAAGGGAGCUGUCUCAGUUUGCAGAGCAUUGCAAGGUUUGCUUUUGCUUGAUUUAUGGCAAGAGCCUAUCUUUGCUCCCAGUCUCUGGUGUAUUUGUGCUUAAGAGGCAGUUUGAAGGUUCAUAGCUGUGAAUAUUUGUUGAUUUAAGAUUUUAUCUUAGAAUUGCCAACCUUAUUUCCAGUAGGCAAUGCUGAUCCGUUUAUCAAAAGGGAACUUAAUCAGGCUCAUCUUGCCAUUCUCAUGGAAGACUAAUUUUGUCACUGGAGUGACAAUGCUGAGAUACUCAAGACAGCAAGCUUGCCAUAGAGCCAUUUUCUUUGUCCCACUAUGAGCAAUUCUCAGAAGGCUGUAUGAAGAAGGACUAGGAAUGUGGUUCCAUCCCCAACACUGCAUGAAAAGGAUGUGGUGGCACGUGCCUGUAAACCUAGCACCUGGGAAGUAGAGGCAAGAGGAUCGGGAAUUUGGGAUCAUCCUCUGUGACAUAGCAAGAUUGAGACCAGCCUGAACUGCAAGAGAUCCUAUCAAAAACAAAACAACCCCCCCAUAACUGUGUAUGUGUAUAUCUGUAAGGGAGCCAGGCAUGGUGGUACAUUCCUUUAAUCCCAGCACUUAGGAGGCUGAAACAGAUCACAAGUUCACAGCCAGCCUGUCUCCAAAGAAAUAGAAAUGUGCAGGUAUUUCCCAUUAGGCCUGUGAAUUGUAUGAAAUAUAGAACCAGAGAGGCAAACUUAAAUGAUAUAAAUAGAUCACUUCAUAGAAAUCAGAGUAGAUUUUUAUUUCAACUACUACUGGAGGCAAUGAGCAUUGUUGGAAAAAUUUUCCUAACAUAGAUCUAGGCUUUGCUCUUAGAAUGGGAACACUACUGUAAGUUUUAAAUAAGUUUCUUAUUUUGCUAUUCAUAUUUUUUUUAUGUCUGAAAUACCUGUCUUAAAACUUUGUAAAACAAACUUGAAGUUAUAGGUAAGGUAAGCCAUCACCAGUACUGCAGGUCAAACAUAAGAUUGGGAAAUUAUUUUGAUAUCCCAUAAUACUAAUGUCCUAAUAGUUUUCUAUUUUCUAUCUGGUUCUGUUUCCUAGUUGAUAACCCCAAUCCCAUGUUCUCCUAUAAUAUUCUAAACAGCAAAAUGAAGAGUGAAGGUUACUCAGCUCUAAGCUGUGGUUCCAAACGAAAAGUCAGUCUGCUGUGAAAUUAAGAAUUAAUUUUUUUAAUUUUUAUUUAAUCUGGGAGGUUGUGAUACACCUCCUUACAAAAACUGACUCAACUCACUUAGCUGACUCCUAGUACUUGAUCAUUAGCCAAAUUAAUUAAUCCUUGAAAUGGCCUUGGUUCACAAGCACUCAGGUUUGUGAAGGACUGAAAGAGGCUGGAACAAAACUUGGAUUUCAUUCCAGUUUGACAUUGGGGCUAAGUCCUGAUGGUCCACAAAAGGACAACCAGUCACACUGAGUCAUUUAUCCUGUAGUCUCCAGCAUGUUACAAGAGAAUGGCCAAGUUAGGUCUAGCAGCCUCAUGAUCUGCUAAGGAAGUGCCAAGGCCAGAGAAGGUUGACUGGGAGGUGGGCAGGUGCUUGCUCACUUUCCACUCUGUCUUGAUUGGUAACAGCUUGAAGUUUCCAGCCUAUCCUAGCUGGACCGAGAGUGUGAUGCUUAGCUGGAAUCCCUCAGUGAGGGGCGUGGCUCAGUUAAGAGCAUUUACAUAGUGUAAGUGACCCCAGAGCAUGGUGCAGCUCUUACCUUGAACUCCCUGGUGAGGGGUUAGAGGUGUGCCUAAGCAGUAGAGCAUUUGCUAGAAUACUCUACUUGUGAGUGGGCUAUGAUGUGGCUUAGGAAUGGAGUGACUGCCUAGCAUAUGCAGGUCCCUUGGGUGCAAUCUUCAGCACUGCCCCUGCCCACAAAGAGUUCUUACUUUCUCAUGGGAGGAAGACUGAUUAAAUGGAACAUCUUGUCCUGAGAAUACAAGCGUUAAGGGUUAGGGUGAUUGUGUAAGCAAAAUAUUAAGUUGAGUGUAUUUUUAUAAACUUUCAGUUAAGGAUUUUUACAACCAGCUCAACAUGAUUAGCCUAAAUUUAUAUAGAGAGUUAACUCAGGCACUGCCUUUUUAUUCCUGUUUUGUCCAUUCCCAGCAUAUAUUAGAAUAAAUGAGAAGAAACUUUGUAUGCCAGCAGAAUUAAAAUCAUUGCUGUUAAAACGUGGAACUUUGAUUUGACCAGCCUCUGAAGAGACUAGACGCUUAGUAGAUGUUCAAUAAAUAAUUUUUAAAUGGAA
Molecule: messenger RNA, 7984 nt
Organism: Mastomys coucha (southern multimammate mouse)
Lineage: Eukaryota; Metazoa; Chordata; Mammalia; Rodentia; Muridae
Gene: Zkscan1
Product: zinc finger with KRAB and SCAN domains 1
Exons: 6
Coding region: 209-1894 (561 amino acids)
Biological process (GO): regulation of transcription by RNA polymerase II
Cellular component (GO): chromosome
Molecular function (GO): DNA-binding transcription factor activity, RNA polymerase II-specific; chromatin insulator sequence binding; RNA polymerase II cis-regulatory region sequence-specific DNA binding
Source: RefSeq, a predicted model, not a curated record